Sphaeramia orbicularis (orbiculate cardinalfish) is the source of this 1485-nucleotide messenger RNA. RefSeq names its product transducin beta like 2 (gene tbl2). The record is from RefSeq and is a predicted model, not a curated record. The coding region runs from base 86 to 1411 and encodes 441 amino acids. Lineage: Eukaryota; Metazoa; Chordata; Actinopteri; Kurtiformes; Apogonidae. Gene Ontology annotation, molecular function: protein binding. Gene Ontology annotation, biological process: endoplasmic reticulum unfolded protein response. Gene Ontology annotation, cellular component: endoplasmic reticulum. The transcript has 7 exons.
GUACGCAUGCGCAGAGUCCUUUUAGUGAGUAAUAGUGGUCCCAUACCUUUAGGGGAGCCAAAGUACGUGGCAUAAAGCUUUCAGUAUGGAAGUUGCUGCUCUGGGAGCCUUAACUUUAUUACUCGGUGCACUGGUUAUACUGGUUGCUUUAGCGUUGGGGAAAAGGAAAGACGAAAUCAGAGAAGAAAAUGAACCGGCCACGGAGUCUGUUGCUGAGAGCAGUGUUGGGAAGAGUUCUGCCUCCAAGAAGCAGAAGCAGGAGAAGCAGCGCAGCCGAAAGGACAAACCUUCACAGCACAGUUUCAGCCACCCAUUGCUUGCAUCGUCACUGAAGGGUCACAGUGGGAACGUGACAUGUCUGGAUUUCAGUAGCAAUGGCAAAUACUUGGCGUCCUGUGCUGAUGACCGCACUGUGCGCAUCUGGAGCACCAAAGACUUCUUGGAGCGGGAACACAAGUGCCUAAGGGCCAAUGUGGAGCUUGAUCAUGCUCUGCUGGUCCGCUUCAGUCCUGAUUCCAGGGCUUUUAUCACCUGGUUGGCAAAUGGAGACACCAUUCGAAUCUUUAAAAUGUUUAAAAAGGAUGACAGCACUUUAAGCUUCAAAGUAGCCGCUGAAGACUUCUCACAGAAACACAAGGCCAGCAUCCUCAACAUAGGCAUUGCAGAAACAGGGAAGUUCAUCAUGAGUGCCUCCACUGACACUACCAUCCACAUCUGGGACCUGAAAGGAGAGCUACUGGCCACUAUCAACACUAACCAGAUGACAAAUUCCUAUGCUAUGAUCUCUCCCUGUGGCAGGUUUGUGGCCGCCUGUGGCUUCACUCCUGAUGUCAAGGUGUGGGAGGUCUGCUUUGGGAAGGCUGGAGAAUUCAAAGAAGUGACGAGAGCUUUUGACCUGAAGGGUCACUCCGCAGGAGUUCAUGCAUUUGCUUUUUCUAACAAUUCUCACAGAAUGGUGACUGUGUCUAAAGAUGGGACAUGGAAGCUGUGGAAUACAGACGUGGAGUACAAGAAGCAGCAGGACCCAUACCUUCUAAAGACUGUUCCCUGUGCAUCAUCUGAAGGCAGCCGAGUGGCACUAUCUCCAGAUGGCCGGGUUGUUGCCAUCAGUGAUGGCUCAAACCUGGCUUUGUACAAUGCUGCCAGUGGGGAGCUGGAGGAGGAGCUGCGCAGCGUCCACAGUGAGGACAUCACUGACCUCAGAUUUGACAUUAAUGGCCGCUUCCUGGUGAGCAGUGGCGACAAGGCCAUCAGAGUGUUUCACAACACUCCAGGUUACCGUGCAGCCAUCAGAGAUAUGCAGGACAUGCUGAAGAAGGCCCAGAACGAGGCCAUGAAGCAGAGACUGCAGCAGCAAAUCACUGAGGCUCAGAGUGCACUGGACACUGUGCUGUCAGCCCCCAUCCACUGAAAACACAGCACCAGUUUGCCACCAAAACACCAGGGAAUGCAAUUUUAAUAAAGAAUCUUUUAUGGAAACAUGUG